Messenger RNA from Dreissena polymorpha, 1603 nucleotides. RefSeq names its product annetocin receptor-like. Gene Ontology annotation, molecular function: vasopressin receptor activity; peptide binding. The record is from RefSeq and is a predicted model, not a curated record. The transcript has 3 exons. Bases 171 to 1367 code for a protein of 398 amino acids. Lineage: Eukaryota; Metazoa; Mollusca; Bivalvia; Myida; Dreissenidae. Gene Ontology annotation, biological process: G protein-coupled receptor signaling pathway. Gene Ontology annotation, cellular component: membrane.
GGGAUAUACUUCAAGUGAGUUUGACGUAUGAAAGUAGAGGUAGUCAUAACUUAGUGGGUUUUGCCAGACACACGGCUUUGCCCUUCCGUUGUUUCAAACUGAUUGGACUUUCGUGCAUUACCUUUGAAGAAAGGGUCCUGUUGGAAUUGUGAGUUAAACCUUCUGAUGCAAUGAAUGAAACAAAUCCAGCCGCUAUGUCAACGUCGUUAAAUGUAAGUGCUCAGACGGAAGCAACUCUGGUGGAACAAAUGUAUAACAUCUCCAAUGUUCACAAUAAAACCAAUGCCACAUCAGGAAGAGAUGAGGCCCUUGCAAAAGUCGAGAUCGCCGUUCUCGCUGGUAUUCUGUUUAUGGCGGUUUUUGGUAACAUGCUGGUUAUUGCAAUUCUUAUGUACAGGGAGCGAAAACUAAGCAGGAUGCAACUGUUUAUUAUCCACCUUGCGGCGGCAGACAUUUCAGUUGGCCUUUUCCAGGUUCUACCGCAGUUGAUGAUGGACAUAACCUAUAGAUUCGACGGAAAUAAUUUCUUGUGUAAGCUCGUGAUGUACAUGCAAGUCGCAACAAUGUAUAGUUCUACGUACGUACUCAUUAUGACGGCGGUGGACAGGUACAUGUCCAUUUGUCAUCCGCUGAUGUCUCAAACGUGGACAUCAAGGCGAGUGCAUGUUAUGGCGUGUAUUGCCUGGCUUAUCUCGGCAAUAUUUGCGACGCCACAGUUAUUUAUUUUCUCAUACAAAGAAAGCGACGGCGUCAACAUAUGUGGAGAUAAUUUUGAUAGCACAAAUUUGUGGCCAAUGCAGACCUACGUCACCUGGAUUUUCCUGUCCGUAUACGCAAUUCCAUUUACGAUUCUGACAGCCUGCUAUUCGAAAAUUUGUAUUGUAGUGUGGAUUAGCGUUAAUGCCAAAGAAAACCACAGUGGUAACCCCAAAAAGAAACAUUUGCUUCGAAAUGGAACGAGUUGUCAGUUACAAGGGACAAAUAAAGUAUUAAAUCCCCGAGCACAUUCUAAGAAAUUGUCAAAGUCUAAAAUUAAGACCGUCAAAUUGACAUUGGCAGUCGUGACCUGCUUCAUCGUAUGUUGGGCACCGUUCUUCAUAACCCAGAUGUGGGCCGCAUACGACAUCAGCUCUCCUUAUUACACAAGCCACGUGAUGGCUAUAACCUUACUGCUGGCAAGUCUGAACUCAUGUACUAAUCCUUGGAUAUAUCUGGCGUUUUCCAGUCGUUUGUGUAACAGGCGCCAACCAAUGAAUUCUACGAAAACAUGGCUUUCCACGGCCAAUACUUACGUCACAGACGCCGGAAACGACACCCUACGCAUGCGUAACAUGCAUAAAGAGUCCCGAUCAUUGAGUGGAACAUAACAUUGGUGAUUUAUACUUUUAGUUAAAGCGCAAUCAUUGUAUAUUAAAUAGUUCAUUCAAGCGGUAACUUUUGAUGGUAGCCUAAUAACUGACGGUUACACAAUAAAGUUGGAAUGUGCAAACAAAAUCACAUUUUGUUCUCAAGAACGUCAGCUUUGUAUUGUGUUAGGUACCAUUCAUUUAGUUGUGUUAGGUACCAUUCAUUUAGUUGUGUUAGUUACCAUUCAUUUAGUAAA